Messenger RNA from Mesorhabditis belari, 1008 nucleotides. Lineage: Eukaryota; Metazoa; Nematoda; Chromadorea; Rhabditida; Rhabditidae. The record is from the annotation of a GenBank genome assembly.
AUGACAUUUUCCCUCUUGAAAGUCUUUUUCCUUGGACUUUCGUCGAUCCUCGUGGUUGAAGGUGAUUGUCCAGACGGAUCAUAUGCGUUCACGAGCAAAACGAGCAUUACUGAAUGUAUUUUGCCACUUGAUGCUGAUGCUGCUUAUGGAACAGCGAAAGAAAUCUGUCAAUUCGCCAAUGGUGGUCGUCUCAUACAAAUCGCUUCACUGGAAGAGAAUCUCUAUGCGUCGGCUUUUAGUGAAAUUACCUUGGGCGGAUCAGAUUUCACUGCGUUGAUCGGCUUGGAAAGAAGAGCCGACGGGAAAUGGACGUACUCCGAUGGAAGCCCGUUGAUUUAUGAGAAUUGGAUUGGUGGCGAAGCGCCGGACAAUGGCACGUGCGCAGCGUUGGAUGGCACAAGCAAGAAAUGGGUGGCUGUCCCCGGCACUGUUCCAUAUAAAUUCAUCUGCACUUUCCCGCCAAAAGGCAACUCGUUGCCAUCAAGCAUUUUGACAACUCUCGGAACUAUAACGACAACUACAAACCCAACAAAGGCUCAUACUACUACAACGACCACAAGACCACCAACUCGAGGCUGUCCAUCUGGUUGGGUCAACUUCACGGAUCACUGUUAUUAUUUCUAUAACAGACUCGUUUCCGACAAAAGCUUCGCAAUCGAUUUCAUCAGCGCUGAGACUCAAUGUCAAAAGCUUGGUGGAUCCCAGUCGCAUUUGGUGUCGAUUCAUUCAGAUGCUGAAUAUAACUUCUUGAAUGCAAACAUCAAAACCGAUGAUGUUCCUUGUGUAAAUGGUCGAGCCUUUAUCGGGCUCUCUUGCUCCAAUGGAAGCUACAAAUGGACCGAUUCCUCAUCAGUCAACUACAAUAAAGCACACACAUGCUUUAAUGAUCAAUCGGCUGUUUAUGCGAUUAUCAACGAUUCUGGAUGCCAAAAUGCUAAUGAUUAUUGGCUAGAGGAUUACGCCAACUCUUCAAUAAAACAACAAAGAUUCAUUUGCAAGAUGCCAAUG